AUUUAGCCACGAUGUUAACGAUGUGAGAUAUAUGCUGUUAAACAGUUUUGGCUAUACUUGCAUAACACCCUUGUUUGUUAUAAUCGUUGUAAAUUUAAAAGCUUGUUCUUUCUUCUUUCAAGUCUUCUUCUUCUUCUCUCUUGUGCUCUCGAGGUAACCUUGAAAUGUUUUGUCUACACAACUGUAUUUGAAGUGGGCGUCGCCGUCGCUUGGGCAAGAGAAGCGGUUUUAUUGUAGGUUUUGUUUUCCCAUGUAGGUAUGAUAGACAGCUUGUCAGCUUUGCCACAAAGAGCUAUUGAUUAUACUUGGUUCAACUGUAUUUCGGGCGUGACAUUCAGGUUUAAAGCAGCACUCUCUUAGCUGGAUUCUCAUUCACCUUGGUGAUUUGGGAGAGAGCAGAUCGAACAACUAGGGCUGUAAAAUUGAUUAUCUUACUUAACGAAUACCAUCAUGAGUGUGAAAAAAGACAUGAAGAUCAAGCUGUGUAUGAGAGGCGCUGUAAACGGGCACAAGUUCGAGGUUACAGGAGAAGGAAAAGGCAAGCCUUACGAGGGAGAACACACCAUAAAACUUACAGUCAAAGAAGGUGGACCUCUUCCUUUCGCUUACGAUAUCUUGACGACAGCAUUCUCGUACGGCAACAGGGCAUUCACGAAAUACCCAGAAGACAUCCCAGACUAUUUCAAGCAGUCUUUCCCUGAUGGGUACUCCUGGGAACGGAGCAUGGUUUUCGAAGACGGGGGCAUUUGUACCGUCACAAGCGUAAUAUCGUUAGACAAAACAGAAAAAGACUGUUUUAACUACGACAUUCAAUUUUAUGGUGUAAAGUUUCCAGCCAGUGGUCCAGUUAUGAAGAAGGAGACGGUGUUAUGGGAGCCAUCCACUGAGACUAUGUAUGUACGUGAUGGAGUGCUAGUGGGGGAGGUUAGCAGGACUCUGUUGCUUGGAGGAGGCGGUCAUUACCGAUGUGACUUCCAAAGUACUUACAGAGCUAAGGGGGUUGUCCAGAACAUGCCAGAGAUUCACUAUGUGGAUCAUCGCAUUGAGAUAACAAGCCAUGACCGUGAUUACAACAACGCCACGGUUUAUGAGAUUGCCGAAGCUCACUAUUCUCCGCUGAAGAAGACUGAAGCCAAGUAAAGGCUUAAGAAGAAGCCAAGAAGACAUUUUUUUUUUUUCUUUUUUUAGUUGAAGAGCAUUUACUCAGAAUUAGUAUUUCAUGCUUGUGAUUCAAGGAUUUCAGGUUUUGGGAUUUGUUAGGUACUACAGAUGUAUUCCUAGAGUUAAAUUGCGGGGAAAAAAUGGUUGUCAUGUUUUUGUAGGAUUAAGGCAUGAGGAUAGACUUUUUAAACUCAGUUAUAGAAAAAAGAAAAGAAACCUAUGAUGGGAAUAAACGUGUUGUCAAAACCAGGUCUCAUGGAAUUUUCUUACCAUAGAGUAUUUUCUUGUAGGAGAGCAACCUUUGCGGUUUAUGAAGUUAGCAAUUCAUCUGUUUUCCUACUCUUUUUUUUCUGACUUUAAAACGAUAAAGUACAACAGUAAUGAUGGAGGAUUUUAAAACCGGAGUCAGUCACUCACUCGCUCACGAGUUCACUCCCGUCCUCCUUUCUAAAGCUUA
Molecule: messenger RNA, 1618 nt
Organism: Orbicella faveolata
Lineage: Eukaryota; Metazoa; Cnidaria; Anthozoa; Scleractinia; Merulinidae
Product: GFP-like fluorescent chromoprotein cFP484
Biological process (GO): bioluminescence
Source: RefSeq, a predicted model, not a curated record